UUCUCUUAUACAUUAUGCAUAUUCGUCUAGAAGCAACUUGGAGUUGAGGCAUCCCUUACCUGGAAAGUGUAAAUGUCAAAACCAUGGAGUAACAGUGAGCAACAAAUACAAAAGGAAUAUUCCAGAAUGCUUCUUCAAUUGCCAUAGAUCUACCUCUCUUUCUACUAUAUAAACAGCGUUCUCCUUCAUUUAACAUCACACCGCAGCACCAUCAUCAUCUUCUUCUUCAGGCUUCUUAUUUCUCAUCAUCAUCUUCUUCUUCAGGGAAAUGGCGGACUCUUCAACUCCAACAUCACAGUCCAACCAUACCGUAAUAUCCAAUGCAGAUCCUCUGAAUGCUCCUGACCUUUCCUUUUUACAAGAAGAAUUUUUACCAGAAGAAAAUGGAAGGCAAUUGCAUACUAUCUCUGUUUCAGAGGAAGAAAUGCACCCAUUUUUUAAAUUUUGCGCGCCCCUUUACAAAUAUGGUAUGAAAGGUGAUUGGGCAGCAGCUAAACUGAUCUUAGUAAACAAUGACAGACUGAAACAUGCUGCAAUAACAAAAGGUUGGAGUACACUGCUCCAUGUUGCUGCAGGUGCUAACCAUUCUCACUUUGUGGAAGAGCUGCUACGUAUGCUCGACAAUGAACACGUUUCACUGCAAGAUAUCAAAGGCAACACUGCUUUUUGCUUUGCUGCAUCAUCUGGAAACAUGAGUAUUGCUAAAUUAUUAAUAGAGAAAAGUCCACACUUGCCAACAGUCAGAGGUGGAGGUGGGUACCUCCCAAUUCAAUUUGCUGUCAUGCAAGGAAAAUGUGAAAUGACAUGGUUUCUGUAUAGCGAAAUCCACAGAGAAGAAUUCGAAGAACCUGAUAGGAAAUCGUUGUUUUUCUCUAGUAUCAAAACCGGCAAUCAUAGGUUUGCCUUACAAAUAGCAGAAAAGUGGCCAGACCUAGCUUUGGCACGUGAUGAGAAUGAUGACACAGCUUUGCAUAUCUUGGCUUUCGAUCAAACGCCCUUACAUUCUUGUUCUCAUUGUCGUGAUAUUGCAAAUCCCAUCAGCAUCAACCCCGGAAUGAAAAAGGUUGUGACUUUGCAAUUGGUUAAAUAUCUCUGGGAAAAGAUUCUUCUCAAAAAAAAGAUCUCGGAAGUAAUUCGAAUCAUAAGUGAACCUUACCAGGCAUUAUUUGAUGCAGCAGUAGUUGGUAACUUUGGAUUCUUAUCAGAGCUUAUCAGUGCUUACCCUAAUUUGAUAUGGGAAGAGAACGAAGAAAAACACACUAUAAUUCACACGGCAGUUUCACAUCGCCAUGCUGAUAUCUUCAAUCUAAUACAUGAGAUAGAUUCCCAAAAGGAUCUCAUAGUAACAUUAAUGGUCAAUCUAAGUCAUCCUUCACCUUCUGAAACUGAAGCAAUGACAAAUAACACUUUAUUGCAUUUGGCUGCAAAGUUAGCCCCCUCACGUCAAGAAUUAGUUACUGGAGCAGCAUUCCAGAUGUGCCUCGAGAAAAGGUGGUUUGAGGAGGUGAAGAAGAUAAUGCCUCCACAUCUUAUAAUAAAGAAAAAUUCUGCUUUUCUAACUGCUAAGGAUUUAUUCACAAAGGAGCAUGAAGGAUUGCGAAAAGAUGGAGUAGAGUGGAUGAAACGUACUGCUGAGAAUUGCAUGCUUAUCUCAACUGUUAUUGCUACAGCAGUGUUCUCUGCUUCGAUUAAUAUACCAGGUGGUAUUGAUGAUGGAACAAACAAACCAAAUUAUUUGAACCAAACAUCAUUUUUGGUAUUUGCAAUAUCAGCUGGAGCGGCUUUCAUCUCAUCUUCAACUGCAAUAUUAAUAUUCUUGUCUAUUCUCAUGUCACGUUAUUCUGAAGAUGACUUUUACCGGUCACUGCCCUUCAAGUUGAUAUUUGGACUUCUAACUCUAUUCAUCUCCAUAGCAUGCAUGAUGGUAGCAUUUGCCUGUGCUUUCUUUAUAAUGUACAACUAUGGUUCGUGGAUUGUACCGAAUUCAAUUGCAGUACUUGUUUGUCUACCAUUGCUUUUAUAUAUAUUUCUGCAAUAUUCGUUAUGGUCGGAUAUCAUAUAUUCAACCUUCAAUUGUAGGUCUCUAUUUCGUCCAACCAAAUGUAUGAUCUAUACAUGA
Vigna umbellata (rice bean) is the source of this 2119-nucleotide messenger RNA. RefSeq lists its product as uncharacterized. NCBI's taxonomy places the organism in Eukaryota, Viridiplantae, Streptophyta, Magnoliopsida, Fabales, Fabaceae. The record is from RefSeq and is a predicted model, not a curated record. Gene Ontology annotation, cellular component: membrane. Gene Ontology annotation, molecular function: protein binding.